UCCUCUUCCGUUCUGUGCCCCAACUAUUUGCUGAAAUGCCUUGCUAGGAUAGAAAGGAUAUUAUUUUGCGAAUCUGUUUUAAGAUUCAUUCAAGAACUCGUGAUCUGCACUGAAAGAAUGAUUUAUCAUGUGGAUUUAUAUUUUUUAUGUGUCAAGAAAGUAAUCUAAGCUGAAGUUUCUUGUGUCAAGAAAAAGAAAGUGGAUAUAUUUUUUAUGUGUCAAGAAAGUAAUCUAAGCUGAAGUUUCUUGUGUCAAGAAAAAGAAAGUAAUCCACGCUUGGCGGUUCCCUCCCAGCGUCGGCCGUCGCCGCGAGUCCCGGCCACCCCCGUCGCCGCCGGGGCACCGUCUCUGAGAUCCUGUCUUCCACUCCCUCCCACCUCCGUCUCCCCUCGGUCCUCGCCACGCCGGGGCGCCUUCGCUCCACCCCCUGUCGGCCUGCUGCCGUCGUCUGCGUUGCGGCCUCGCCAUGGCACCAGCGCGGGUGAACGCCGAAAAGCAGGAUGCCGAUGACGAGCUGGAGAUGAAGGUGGAGAAGUAUUCGCGGGGGAAGGGUGCUGACCUGAAGGCGCUGAGGGACAAGAAGUUGAAAGGCCAGCUCGCUGUAAAAGAGAAGCUCUAUGGACAGUCUGCAAAAGCUGCUGCAAAAGCUGAAAAGUGGCUUAUGCCUAGUGAGGAGGGUUUCUUAGAGCCUGACAAUUUGGAGAAGACAUAUAGAUUUCCACAAGAAUCGAUUGUGAAGGAGGUGGAUAUUUUGAGUUCAAGAAAACCAUUUGAUAUGAUCUUACCUGUACUUGGUCCUUAUACUAUUGAAUACACAUCAAAUGGCCGCUACAUGCUAGUAGGUGGACGAAAAGGCCAUCUUGCUAUGAUGGAUAUGCUGAAUAUGGAUCUGAUCAAGGAAUUUCAGGUGAGGGAAACUGUUCACGAUGUGGCAUUCUUACAUAAUGAGCAGAUGUAUGCAGUCGCUCAAAAAAAGUACCCUUACAUAUAUAAUCAACAUGGUGUGGAAAUCCAUUGUCUGAAGGAACAUGGCAAAGCGUUGAAACUCCAGUUUCUGCCUAAACACUUUCUCUUGGCUUCAAUAAACAGCUUUGGGCAGCUCCACUACCAAGAUGUAAGCACUGGUGAGAUGAUUGCAAAUUACAGGACAGGUCUGGGGCGAACUGAUGUUAUGCGGGUCAAUCCCUAUAAUGCUGUCAUAGGCCUCGGACAUGCUGAUGGCAAAGUUACCAUGUGGAAGCCAACAAGUGUGAAACCACUGGUCACCAUGCUGUGCCAUCAUGGCCCUGUGACUGCUGUUGCAUUCGACAGGGGUGGCCAUCUUAUGGCAACAGCAGGUGUUGACUUCGACAGGGGUGGCCAUCUUAUGGCAACAGCAGGUGUUGACAGCAAGAUAAAAAUCUGGGACCUGAGAAAGUAUGAGGUUAUAAAGUCGUAUGCAGCGCCUGCUCAAUCCUUGGAUUUCAGCCAGAAGGGUCUAUUGGCCUGCAGCAAUGGAUCUCAAGUAGAGAUCUACAGGGAUUUCGGUGGGCAUGAUUAUAGGCUUUACAUGAAGCACAGAAUGAUGAAGGGCUAUCAGUUUGGGAAAGUUUUGUUCCGGCCCUACGAAGAUAUUCUGGGGAUUGGGCACUCGAUGGGCCUUUCGUCCAUCCUUGUUCCAGGAUCCGGUGAACCGAACUUUGAUACCUUUAUUGACAAUCCCAUGGAGACUACCAAGCAGAAGCGGGAGAAGGAAAUUCAUGCUCUCCUCGACAAGCUCCCGCCGGACACUAUCAUGCUUAAUCCAAAUUUUAUAGCCACUGUCAGAGCUCCGAAGAAGAAAGAGAAGAAGACCAAGAAGGAGAUUGAGGAAGAGAUGGAAGAGGCUAUUGAGGCCACGAAGAACACUGAGCACAAGAAGACAAAGGGCAGGAGCAAGCCCAGCAAGCGGGCCAAGAAGAAAGAGGAGGAUGUUUUCAGAGCCAAGAGGCCCUUCUUGGAGCAAUCAAAGGAGGUCGAAGGACGACCUGACAAGAAGCAGCGGAUAGGCGAAGGGGUGGAACUCCCAAAAGCCUUGCAGCGGUUUUCCAAGAAGCCGCAAUCAUGAUCAUGGUAACACAAGGAGCUGGGGUUUCACUGUGGUUUGUAAUGCAUUGUUAUCAAUUAGCUGGCCAAUAUGUAAAAUUUCUGCGUGAGGAAUUGGUUUACAUGAUUGCGCCAAAAUUUUGUUCUAAACCGUGGGCAUUCCAGUGAGCAUGGGCCAUAGCCCUGUGUGCUGAAA
Molecule: messenger RNA, 2260 nt
Organism: Panicum virgatum (switchgrass)
Lineage: Eukaryota; Viridiplantae; Streptophyta; Magnoliopsida; Poales; Poaceae
Product: probable U3 small nucleolar RNA-associated protein 7
Exons: 8
Coding region: 467-2086 (539 amino acids)
Biological process (GO): maturation of SSU-rRNA from tricistronic rRNA transcript (SSU-rRNA, 5.8S rRNA, LSU-rRNA)
Cellular component (GO): small-subunit processome; nucleolus; 90S preribosome
Molecular function (GO): protein binding
Source: RefSeq, a predicted model, not a curated record